AGAAUGACGUUAAGUGGAGGGCCGCUGCUUGGCCUGGUCUUGCAGCUCAGAGCCGCCCCCGCCCCCGCCCCCGCCCCUGGCCCGGCCCGGCCCAGGGACCCCAGGCCCCGGUAGCUGCAGCCAAAAGCUAGGGGCCCGCCUUCUCCUUUCCAUCCCCGCUUCCCCACCAUCAUCCUGGGACCCCCGUACCAGGCUCCAGAUUCCUGCUCUCAGCCAUCCAUUUCAGGACCCUCAACCCCCAUUCCGGGACUACCUCCUUCUCCUCCCAUCCCUGGAGCCCCCUUUUCCCCCGCCCCUUCUCCAUCGCCUCAUCUCCCCUCACAUCCUGGAAACACGCCUAAAUCCUUGCUCCAUCUCGUCUUUCUCAUUAUGGAGCAGAACAGCGGCCUUUUCCCACUUCAGCACCAAGAACAGCCCCUCUUCCUGCCUUUUUCUCAUCCGCUUUCCCAGGCUCAACCCCUUUACUUGUCCCUCUCUCAGCAGGACUCCCUUCCCCUUUCCCAGCCUCUCUCUCAACCCCGUCCCCUUUCCCAGCCUCAGCCCCUAUCCCUACCUCUUCCCCAGCCUCUUUCGUUACCUUUGAACCAGCCCCUGUUCCUCUCGCAGCCUCUCUCCCCGCCUUUGCCUCUCUCUCAGUCUUUGUCUGUUUCCAAGCCCUUAUCCCUCUCCAAACCUUUAUCCCUCUCCCAGUUUCUGUCCCUUACCCUCUCCCAGCCCCUGCCCCUCUCCCAGCCUUGGCUCUGGUCUGGGCUCCAACUGCCACCUUCACUGUUCUUGCUGCUGCUGCUGCUCUUUGUGCUGUGCCCAGGGGCUGGGGGUCUCUUCCUGACCGAUUACUCCACUUGCUCACCCCGAAAGCUGAGUCCAUUCCGCUCCUUUGCCAGCACUGAACUCUUCCACUUCCACGUUCCUGAGGACACAGUCCUGGCUGUCUGGAACCUCAUCAUCUUCAAAGAGCAGGGAGGCACCUUUGGGGAUCAUUGCCCAGACCAAAGUGUGACUGUGUAUUUCCGCUCAGGAGCACCCCCUGUAAUAAACCCUUUGAAUACACACUUCCCGCCAGACACAGUGGUGCCAGGGGUCUUCUCAUUGACUCUCAGCUGGACGUUGCCCAACCGAACCUCAGGAAUCUUCAAUGUCAGCAGCCCCUUGCCUGGGGAUUGGUUCCUGGCUGCUCACCUUCCCCAAGCCCAUGGACGCAUCUCUGUCAAGGGUCUUCAUGAUGAGUGCCAGUACCUCCUUCAGCCACAGUUGAUUGUCCGUCGAUUGCUUGAUGUUGCUGUCCUCGUUCCUGGUCGUCCCUCAGAGCAAACUCUUUCUUCUCAUAACCAUUCGGCCUUGUACAAGGUCUUUGUCCCCAGUUUCACCUCCAAGGUCUCUGUCCAGCUGAAGUGUGUUGGAAGUCGUGGAGGCUCUGGUUGCCCCCUGAUGAUGCAUCUGCGCCCCAAGGCACCUCCUCUGCACAACUCAACCUCUGUGGCCUGUGGGGAAUUGGCACCAUGUGGGCUAGAGCUGGCCUUGCCUCCUUGGGGGGACUGGGUCUAUGUACGUGUGGAGACACCAAGGGGUCUCCCUGGAACCCUUCGAUUCCAGCUGUGUGUGCAGCUGCAAGAGUGCCCCCAACAUGGUCUGUCUCGAGCCCUGGUACCUGGAGCCGCCAUGAACAUGCCCCAGUCUCUGGGUACUCAGCUGCCCCCCCAGGAGAUACCACCCCUGGGAGCCCCUGAGGAGGGGUCUGGGAGCAUAUCUCCCCCUGACCAUUGCUGGCCAGUGCGUCCAACACUGAGGAACGAGCUCGAUACCUUCUCCGUCCACUUCUACAUCUUCUUCGGCCCCAGUGUGGCCCUCCCGCCAGGUCGUCCAGCUGUGUUUGCCUUGAAGCUCCUGCCUGUGCUGGACAGCGGAGGGGUCCUGACCCUGGAACUGCAGCUCAAUGUGAGCUCAUUACGCCAGGAAAAUGCCACUGUGUUUGGAUGCCUGACUCAUGAGGUGCCUCUGAGCUCAGGCGACUCUUCUGUGACCUGCUCCACAGAGUCCCUGGCUGGCUUCAUUCUCUCUGUCAAUGCUGCCUCUAAAGUCUCCAGACUUCGGAUCCCUUUCCCCCAAACAGGAACCUGGUACCUGACUCUCCGAUCAUUGUGUGGAACAGGCCCAUGGUUCGAACGCUGUAAGAACAUCACUGCUGAGGUCCGUCUCCGGACCUUUCUGUCUCCAUGCAUUGAUGACUGUGGUCCAUAUGGUCAGUGCAAACUGCUGAGGACACAUAAUUACCUGUAUGCAGCUUGUGAGUGCAAGGCUGGUUGGCGUGGCUGGGGCUGCACAGACAGUGCAGAUGCUCUCACUUAUGGAUUCCAACUUUUGUCCACACUGCUACUCUGUCUGAGCAACCUCAUGUUUUUGCCACCUGUGGUUGUGGCUGUCCGAAGUCGAUACGUGCUAGAGGCUGCAGUCUACACCUUUACCAUGUUCUUCUCCACGUUCUACCAUGCAUGUGACCAGCCAGGCAUUGUGGUUUUCUGCAUCAUGGACUAUGAUGUUCUGCAGUUCUGUGACUUCCUGGGUUCCCUCAUGUCUGUGUGGGUCACGGUCAUCGCCAUGGCCCGUCUGCAGCCAGUGGUCAAGCAGGUUCUGUACCUUCUUGGGGCCAUGUUAUUGUCUAUGGCUCUGCAACUUGACCGGCAUGGCCUCUGGAACCUUCUUGGACCCAGUCUUUUUGCCCUUGGGAUCCUGGCUACAGCAUGGACGGUGCGUAGCGUCCGCCGCAGACACUGUUACCCACCCACAUGGCGUCGCUGGUUGUUCUACCUAUGCCCGGGCAGCCUCAUUGCUGGCAGCGCCGUUCUGCUCUAUGCCUUUGUGGAGACAAGGGACAAUUACUUCUACAUCCACAGCAUCUGGCACAUGCUCAUUGCAGGCAGUGUGGGCUUUCUGCUGCCCCCGAGAGCCAAAUCUGAUGGCAAAGUGCCGCCCCUGUCCAGGCCCCGGGGAUGUGGCUACCAGCUAUGCAUCAAUGAGCAGGAGGAGUUGGGCUUGGUGGGCUCAGGUGGCACUUCUAUCAACAGCAUUUGUGCCAGUUGAUGACCCAUCCCCAGGCAUAAAAUCCUUCCUGGGGACAUUGGGUUCACCCUGGAACACUAACUUUUCUUUGGGGACCUGAAGCCUUUCUUGAGAAUAUGGAGCCCAUCCUAACCUGGGGACCCAGAACCCUCUUCGUGGACACAUGUGGCUUUGGGGAUACAGAACUCUCCUUGGGACACGGAGUUUAUCCUUGGGACAUCGGACUCAUCUCGGGGUACCCACUCUUCCCUAUGGAUGAGGUGCCCAAAGACCCCAGAAAUAUGGACCUUUCCAGCAACUGCGGCCAUCUAUUGCUUCCUCCAGGAUUCCUGACUCAGUUGCACAGUGUCUCACCCUUUGAGUGGAUAUGAAAUAUAUAUGGGGUGGGGGAAGAUUUGAGGUGGAGUGGGCUAGACCUGGAGUGGGCCAUGGUGUAUUGCCAAUGAAAUGUGUGCCAGCUCUUCCUUUAGCCAUACUUUUUUUGGAGAGGCAGUGAUAGACCAAGGUUGGGGGUCAGAAGAUAGAAUGUGGAUUAAGAGGCAGAGUUCAAGGGGCACCUUUGCUUCCUUGGACCUGCCAAAUGUUCUUUGAAGAUAGGUUCCUGUGGCUAAAGGGCCCAUCACAAAAACUAGGCAUCCCUUUGGGAAGACAAAGCAAAGGAAGCUCCUCCUCACCCCCACUACACUCAAGAGACCAAUAACCACGAGCACUUCUGGUUACUGGCUCUCGGGCAUAAUGGAGAUGGUGCCCACUAAAUGGAUGGGUACAAAAAUGGUGGCAUAGGGAUGGGUGAGUGGCCACCUGAUUGCCCUUGGAUAGGACGAGUUUAUAAAAUCCCCAAAGGUGUGGAGAUGGAGAGACAGGGAACUUGUUAAUUCAAACUCUAGACCUUGGAAUAAGGCAGAGCACCUCUUUAGGAUUCAAAAGAGAGGUAGGUUUAGGAAAGGAAGCUGAUGUAGCAUGGGCAGGUAGGUGGCUAAGUGGGUAGAGCUCUGGGCCUGGAGUCAGGAAGACCUGAGUUCAAAUUCAGCCUCAGAUACUUCCUAGCUGUGUGACCCUGGGCAAGUCACUUAACCCCAAUGGCCUAGCCCUUGACACUCUUCUGUCUUAGAAUUGAUACUAAAACAGAAGAUAAGGGUUAAAAAAAAAAGAAAGACAUAGUCAAGACUGAAAACCUAAAUUUGCAUAAGGAUGGUUUGGAUAAAUCCUUCAAUGUUACAUCCUUAAUGGGGCAGUCAAAGGAGUUUGGAGAUGCCACUCAUCUGGGAGAUGACAUCAAAGAGAAUGCCUGGCCUUCCCCAAGAUUCCCCUACAUUUCUUCACCAGAGACAAAAUCCUGAGUGGGGACCAAAGGUAGACCCAGAGCACUGAAUUGUGGCUUUGUUAUUUUUUUUGAAGACUUUGGUCUCUGAUUCUGCUCAGCAGUGACACUUUAUCACACAGGACCACAUUCUUUCCAGGGUACUAGAUUAAGCAUUUACUCACUGACACAAGCCUUGACAUUUUCAGCUUUGGCUCAAGUGCCAGAGCAUCCUUUACUUGUAGAAUCCAGGAAAUUCUCACCUACCCUAAUUUUCAACUGCCCUCACUGGGAGCUACCACUAGGAGGAUCUUGGUUUCUAAAACUUGGCCCUUUUCCCUAGGAUCAGAGGUUCUGAGUUGAAAGUGACCUUAUUUUAUAGAUGGGAAAAACUGAGGCCUAGUGAAGUGACUUAACCAAGGGAAUAAGUGAGGAAGCCAAGUUUUGAAACUUCUGCUUUCAUAUCCUUUCCAUUGAACCCAACUGCCUCCUCAAGAUACCCACAAUAAUCUGAAUUUUUGAAAGUCUUUACUGCUAGAAAAAAAAUUAGGGUUUGUAAGAAAAAAGUGAAAAUGGGGGAGAUAUAGAUGCAGAACUUCAAAGGUAACAAAUGAAAAGAUGUCUCUGGUUA
Molecule: messenger RNA, 4988 nt
Organism: Monodelphis domestica (gray short-tailed opossum)
Lineage: Eukaryota; Metazoa; Chordata; Mammalia; Didelphimorphia; Didelphidae
Gene: TMEM8B
Product: transmembrane protein 8B
Cellular component (GO): membrane
Source: RefSeq, a predicted model, not a curated record